This is a messenger RNA of Caenorhabditis remanei, 990 nucleotides long. RefSeq lists its product as uncharacterized. NCBI's taxonomy places the organism in Eukaryota, Metazoa, Nematoda, Chromadorea, Rhabditida, Rhabditidae. The coding region runs from base 1 to 990 and encodes 329 amino acids. The transcript has 4 exons. The record is from RefSeq and is a predicted model, not a curated record.
AUGAGUCCGAAGCAGUUGACAAGGGCCGAAGUGGUUUUUCUGACGAAUCCGAGUGAAAAGUAUGUGGAUGAGUUUAUGAAGGCCCACGGAAACGACCGUGCCGUCUUCAAAAAAGGGGACCUCGCCCAAUGGCAGAACUCAUUCGACGGAUACAAAUUCAAAGUUGCGGUUCUGAAAGGAACUUCGAGAGUGAUUGCAAUGGGGCAUACUUGUCCAUUUGAUCCAAUCAAGGGAACUGGAAACAAGCCAAUCGUAUUCAUGGGAUUCGGAUGGAUCGAUCCGGAAUAUAGAUCUCCAACGAUGGCAACACUUCAGAAUGAGAGUUGUAUGGAAGAGGUUCAUGAUGAUAAUGUGAAUAUCGUCUCCCAUAUCAAUGAACCUGGUCGUCGUUUCUGGUGGAAAAUGUGUGGAAUCCGAGAGCAGGAAGAUAUUGGACACAGGACUGGAGACGCUGGAUACAAGAGUUUUUAUGAUGCAAAAGACGUCACCAUCCCGGAAAACUUGGACACAACUGGAAUUUCAGUCAAGAAUGCGAGAGAAGUUCCGAAGAAAGAUAUCAUUGAAUACGAUCAGACAGUUCAUCCAUAUCACCGUGAGAAAUACAUAAUUUCCCAUAUGUAUGAUCGUGAUGGAUAUGGAAAAGUUGCAUAUGAUGAUGAUGGAAAAGUUAUUGGAAUUGGUCAAGCAAUCAUUUAUGACAACAAGAAAGACUGUAAUCUCGGACCGAUUUAUGCAGAUGACCCACGUGUCGCCCAGGCAAUGUUUUAUGAAAUGUUGAAAGAUAUCAAGGAUUCUGGAAAGUUUGUGUCUCAAUUCGAAGUCAGAUCUAGUCAAAUGGCACCGAACAGUUUUCAAUGGAUCUCUCCAUUCCUGAAAUGCAAACCAUCUCGUGUCCACAUCUGCAAUCUCGUCUACAAACAUUGGGCACCUAAGAACAUCGACCGUACCAAAGUCUACUGUCCGACUCACGCUCAGUUGUUCGUAGUCUAA